AUUAUGCAUAUAUGUGGCACAAAAAAGGUUUAAUAAAAAGUUUUACUGAUAUGAAAUGCUGUAAGAAAAUGUAUAUAAAAACGAAGGAAGGUAGAUAGCUUGUGUUAACAAAUUCAAAAUUCGAUCCGCGUGAGCAGUAGGAAGUAACGAAACAUGGCGGGACCUCAUCCAUCCAACGGAAGCGAAAACGAGCAUCAAGGAAGCAUGUCAGUGACGACAACCACCGCCCCUAUCGGAAACCACUGGGAAGUUCAAUAUGCUCGCUUCUUCAAGCGUCCUUCUCUCUCAUCUGCCGCCGGUGCCGGUGGUUAUCAUCCUUCUCUCGUUCCCCAAGUCAAAAGGUCCAAGGGCUCAUGGAUUUCAUCCUUCACUUCUCUCGCCAAUCUCAAGUUACUAACCUCCACAAACGAUAACUCUGAUAUUUCUCGCUCCAUCAUACUAACAGUUACUCUCGUCGACAACGUCAUUGAGGAGCAUUACAUUUCAAAGCUACAUUUCACCUGGCCUCAUGUCUCAUGUUUGCCUGGAUACCCUCCUAGGGGCAGCAAAAUUGUAUUCAUGAGUUACAAAGAUCAUGCAGGCGAUAUCCAAAAGUUUGCCUUGCGAUUUCUCACAAGUGAUGAGACUGAAAGAUUUAUGAAUUUCAUAAAGGAUAUCUUUGGACAUGAGAAGAUUGACCGGUCAACUCCUGAUAUCCCUGAAUCCAAAACCCCAUCUCAAUCUGAGAUCGUGCCUUCUCUUCAACCUGUAGAGAGAGAUGCCAAAAGGAAGAUUGUACUUGGCCUCUGUAGUCCAAAUUCGCUAUCUAAAAAGUCAACACAGGAGUGGAGCCCAAUAAGCUCUUCUCCAGCCUAUAGACCAACACUUGACUGGAGUCCAAUAGGGUCAAAUGCUGAAACAAUAUUUAGUCAAAGCUCAAAUCCCAUGGAAGCCACACUUAGUCAAGAUGUUCAAGAAAAGCUUUCAGCCUUUCCUCCUAGCUUCACAUCAUUAUUGACCAUGGCAACAACACAAGGAAUCCUUACUGAAGAUGUCAUUCUGAAAAAUGAAAUCAUGAAAUAUUUAGAAGACUCUUCCUUCCAAGUGAUGCUGAGCAAGGUACAGAAGGUGGUAACUGAAUUUGAAGACAUAUUUCCGAUGUAAAAAGUAAAAACGAGAGCUACAUAGGUACUAAUACUAAUAUCUAUCUAUAUUGAUGUUAUAGUAUCUCAAGUGUUUACUUUUUUUUGUUUUAGAAUGAGGCAUUUUAUAUCAGUAAACAAUUAACCAAAAUUAGUAAAAGGAAAAGAAAAGUAAAAACCAUGUUUGCUUGUCUAAAGGCAUUUUAUAUCUAAGGUGUUUUUUCACCUCGUGAAAUGUAGUAUUCCUCCCUUUUAAAAAUAAACGUAG
Lactuca saligna is the source of this 1389-nucleotide messenger RNA. Lineage: Eukaryota; Viridiplantae; Streptophyta; Magnoliopsida; Asterales; Asteraceae. The record is from the annotation of a GenBank genome assembly.